UAAUCGUGAACGCGCCCCAUAGAGUGUAGUUGUAAGUAGACUGCGUUGCUUCGCUGUAACUCGGUACCGAAGAUAAUCGACCGCUGGAGUGCAAAUGUUUUGACCUUCAUUCUUCAGGGUCGGACCUCCCCCUUGAAUUCAACUGAUCAGAAUAUCGGAUACGAGACUGUUAUUGUUGUGUUUCUUCGUGGCUUUUGGUGAACGUCUUGCGUCAUAUUUGUGAAGAGAGUCGGACACGUCCUUUAUCCUGUCGGCCUUGGCAACCUGCUAGCUCAGUUAGCUACUUGUUUUGUUGCGGCUGUGGUUCGGGGGUAAAACCUUACACUUCAGAGGUUUCACCCAGGAAUGGAUACUGGAGUUGUCACCGAAAAGAAAAGACCAAGAUGGAAACCAAGUUUCUCUGUUCUCUUCACAAGGGUGAGCUCGGAGCGCAGGAAGGAGAAGUCAAGGGAUGCGGCCCGAUGUCGCAGAGGCAAGGAGUCUGAGGUAUUUUACGAGCUUGCAAACCAGCUGCCCCUGCCCCACAAUGUCACCUCUCACCUGGACAAAGCCUCCAUCAUGAGGCUCACCAUCAGCUACCUGCGCAUGAGAAAACUGCUGAACUCUUGUCAGAAUAAAGAUGAAACAGUGGAGGAGUCUGAACUGGAGAGCCAGCUCAACAGCUUCUAUCUGAAGGCGCUGGAAGGCUUCCUAAUGGUUCUAUCUGAAGAUGGAGACAUGGUCUAUCUCUCUGAUAAUGUCUGCAAAUGCAUGGGCCUCACACAGUUUGAUUUGACCGGCCACAGCAUUUUUGACUUUGCACAUCCUUGUGAUCAAGAGGAAGUAAGGGAGAUGCUGGUGCACAGAACUGGGUCCAAGAAAACCAAGGAGAUAAACACAGAACGAAGCUUUUUCCUGCGCAUGAAGUGCACACUCACUAGUAGAGGUCGCACUGUCAACAUCAAGUCUUCCACUUGGAAGGUUCUUCACUGCACAGGACACGUGCGUGUUCAGGAGCACAGUGGUGGUUCUGGGGAUGGGGGAUUUAAAGAGCCUUCCAUUACCUAUCUGGUCUUGAUCUGUGAGCCCAUACCUCACCCCUCCAACAUCGAGGUGCCUCUGGAUAGCAAAACCUUCCUAAGUCGCCAUACUCUGGAUAUGAAGUUCUCAUACUGUGAUGAAAGAAUCACAGAACUGAUGGGACAUGAGCCAGAUGACCUGCUAAAUAGGUCUGUGUAUGAAUACUACCAUGCCCUGGACUCUGACCACCUCAACAAGACACAUCAUAAUUUGUUUGCAAAAGGUCAGGCUACCACAGGUCAAUAUCGCAUGCUGGCCAAGAAAGCAGGCUUUGUAUGGGUUGAAACUCAAGCCACUGUCAUUUACAACCCCAAGAACUCCCAGCCUCAGUGUGUUGUGUGUGUCAACUACGUUCUCAGUGGUAUUGUGGAGGAGGACAUGGUUCUUUCUCUGCAGCAGACCAUGCCUGAGAAGACUGCGGAGACUGUGGAGAGGGAGGAGGAGGAGGAGGAGGAGCUGCAAGUAGAGAAGGAGGACAAUUCAAUUAUGGAUAUGAUGAAGCUCUUCAAGAAGGACCUGUUGACCAGCUUGGACAGUCCCAACAACCUGUAUGAGAAGCUCAAGGAUGAACCAGAAGCCCUCACCGUUCUGGCUCCAGCUGCUGGGGACACCAUUAUUUCACUUGAUUUCAACAGCUCAGACUCUGAAAUACAGCUGUUGAAGGAGGUACCCCUUUACAAUGACGUCAUGCUGCCCUCCACCAGUGAGAAAACUGCUUUGCCGCUGUCACCACUGACACCCAGCAAUCCCUCUCCAGAUUUGGAAAAAAUGGAGCCUGGAACAGAGGACUUUUCAUUCACGUCCACAGCCCACCGCACCAAGGACACUGCCAAUACUCCAUCUAGCUCCACCAGUUCCUCAGAGCCCAGUAGUCCUGCAGAUUACUUCCAUGUUGAUUCAGAUAUUGGUUCUGAAUUUAAACUGGAUUUGGUUGAGAAAAUGUUUGCUACUGACACAGAAGCCAACACAGAUUUUAACACACAGGAAAUGGGUGAUCUUGACCUUGAGAUGCUCGCCCCGUAUAUUCCGAUGGAUGAUGACUUCCAGCUGCAUAUCCCCUCCCCUCUGGACACACUCCCUUCUAGUCCUCAGACUGGUUCUGAUAUUAACUCUCUCUUCCAGCAGUCACCCCCUCACCCACCUUCAGCAUCCAGUACCAACAUUUCUUUAAAACCAGAGCCAUCACCCCGCAUCCCCUCUCCCCUCCACCUGCUGCAGGAGGUGAGCAGCAUCUUUGUCACACCCUUCAAUGAGGUCUCGCAAGCCCUUGACAACAGCCCACCGAUUGGCACCCCAUUGGCCAAAAGUAUACAAAUGGAAGACCAGGGAGUUCACCUUUCUACAAAGGUUCUUUCUGUCCAAAAUGCCCAGCGGAAGAGGAAACUAGAGAUUACAUCACUCUCUCAAGCGGUUGGACUGGAUGCUUUGCUCCAGUCUGUGGAUGAAGCUGUUGAGCCUGGGAAGAGGGCCAAGGUGCUGGAGGUUAAAGGUUCAAGCUUACUUGGCGGGAACAAAACCAUUCUGAUACUGCCAUCUGAUGUGGCCAGUCGUUUGCUGAGCAGCUCAUUUGAGACCAGAGGAGGUUUACCACAACUGACACGCUACGACUGUGAGGUCAACGCCCCUAUUCAGGACCGUCACUCCCUGCUACAGGGCGAGGAGCUGCUGCGUGCCCUGGACCAAGUUAACUGAGUCUAGCUUGCUUAGCAAUUCCGGACACUGUAUCCCUUUGUAUCCCAAUGUCUGGCCCUACCCCAUCCACAUUACCUUCCAAAGCAAAACCAUUGCCCCAACUGAUCACGGCCUACUGACUAUCCCUGCAUAUUCCGCUGCUCUCAAAGGGCAUCCCUCAUACCAGUGGCCUGGAGGCCAAAUCCUUAAUGAUUAUUAGAGGUAUGUGUUUUCUUGCUAGUCAAGGGAAAGUAGUGUAUCCUGCACUAUGACCAAGAGCAAAGUCAAGAGCCUUAAUGCUAAACGCACAGUUCCUUAAACACAUGUAUUCACUUGUCCCACACUCUGUGUUCCUCCUGUUUUUGUCUACCCCAAGCAUUUUGUAUUGUAGCUAAAGUCGCACAAUAAACUAUUUUCGUAAUAUAGAAUACCAGCAGUUCAUGCAAUAUACAAUUUUUUUUAAAUAUGUACUUUUAACAGUUAUUAUAACCGUAUUUGUUUCUCUCUUGCUUUUUUCAUUCAUCAGUUUUGUCCAUACACAGUUACAUUUAAGAUGUUUGUUUCCCAUUUAUAGGCUCCAUGGCAGAUAUUCUUAUUGCUAUUGAGAUACUUGUGUAGUUCACCAGUCCACUGUGCACAGGUAAAAGCAGUUCUCACAAAUGUGCUGAAGGGAAUUCAUAAGAAUUGAAAUUGACAUUUUUUGCAAUGUGCAAAUGUCUGUAACAUGGUUUUUUUUUUUCAAAGAGGUUGCUGAGUAUAACUGUUAAAGUUAUAAAGUUUUAUAUUUUUAGCUGUCAUUUCUUCUGUCCUAAUAUAUGCAUAAACAUCAUGCUUGUUUUUGUGUCAUUCAGCAGGGUAGAUUUAAUAUUAUGCUUCUGAAGCGUAAUGUAGAGUGACCAUGCAAAGAUAAGUUAUCCAAGUGUCUAAUGGUAUAUAUUAAUAGAACAUUACUGCUCAGAUAAAGAAAACUCCUUUCCCUUGUGCUUUCAUAAUUUAACUUGGUCCUGCAGAUAUUUUCAUUUUAUAUUUUGUAGGAUAAACAUUUGCUUUUGUGGUGGUUGUAUUCUACUGUUCAUUUAUUUCAGUCUGUACACACAUUUCCUUAACACUAAAUGUAUUGUUUAUUGCAUAAUCAUUAAAGAAUAAUUGUGGACCAGAA
Tachysurus fulvidraco (yellow catfish) is the source of this 3889-nucleotide messenger RNA. RefSeq names its product hypoxia inducible factor 1 subunit alpha b (gene hif1ab). Gene Ontology annotation, biological process: cellular response to hypoxia; regulation of transcription by RNA polymerase II. Gene Ontology annotation, molecular function: DNA-binding transcription factor activity, RNA polymerase II-specific; RNA polymerase II transcription regulatory region sequence-specific DNA binding; protein dimerization activity. The transcript has 16 exons. Bases 346 to 2751 code for a protein of 801 amino acids. The record is from RefSeq and is a predicted model, not a curated record. Lineage: Eukaryota; Metazoa; Chordata; Actinopteri; Siluriformes; Bagridae.